UCUAAACUGCUAAUGAUAAACAUUACUGAUUGUUUAUCUAGUAGUUAUAAGGUCAGCCGUCAGGAGGCUAGCAGCAGCAGGUGCUUAGGAAUAAUAACAUGGAGUUGAUAGUUGUUGUCUUCUUGUCUCUUUUUACUGUCAAGGUUUCUUCUCAGAUUUCAGCUGUGUAUGAUGUGACUAACCCAGCUUCCUUUGAUGGAUCUAAUCUCACUACAACUGAUCCUAACUGUCCUACUCUAGUGGUUUGUUUUAACUCUACUUCUAAACUAAUCAAUGGAGACUUUGGUCCAAUGGAUUCACUCAAUGGUCAAUUAGGAAAAUUCUUUGCUUUUAGUCAAAAUAACAGUAGAGUGACUUUCCAGGUCACUACCAGUACCAGAGUAUCAACAGUAGUACUGUAUUUUUUCAAUUCUCCUGCUGACGGUAUUGGACUGCCUCAGUUAAAGGUUCUACAAUCAAUAAGCUUACCUCCUGUUCCUUAUUUCUUCUCUAAUAAUGAUGAACUGACACUAACUGACUCUCAACUGAGAACUGUCACAUUACACCUAAAUCAAAAAUUGAUAACAGUUCAGAUUGAUUUCAUAUUCCCAUCCAACAGUAGAAUCAAUUGGUUUUUAGUCAGUGAAGUUCAGUUAUUUGCUGGUAGUCCUGUAUCUGCUCCAAUGGAAGAUAUUGUAUUUAAGGAUGGUAGUAUCAGUGUAGUGACAUUAGGGCCAGAUAACAUUCAGUCUUCAAUCAGUAUCAACUGUACUGUACUCAAUAAUGGAUCAUUUCACUGGAACUGGCUAUUCAAUAAUACUAUACCUAUAACUGAUGAAUUAUUCGUUGAAGAUGCUACCAGAACUAGUAUACUGAACAUUAAUGGACUCUCUUACUCUAAUGAAGGAAACUACACUUGUACUGCUAAUAGUACUGCUGGGAGUACGGCAUCAAAAAUUAUUCAAAUAAGAAUUUCAUCUUCAACCAGUAAUACCAUCUCCUCGAGUAGUGCAUCCAUUGCCACUGCUACUGGUAAGUGUUCAUUAAUUGCUUUCAUGUUGUUCCAUUAA
This is a messenger RNA of Amphimedon queenslandica, 1049 nucleotides long. RefSeq lists its product as uncharacterized. The transcript is spliced from 4 exons. The record is from RefSeq and is a predicted model, not a curated record. The coding region runs from base 99 to 1049 and encodes 316 amino acids. NCBI's taxonomy places the organism in Eukaryota, Metazoa, Porifera, Demospongiae, Haplosclerida, Niphatidae.